Spirodela intermedia is the source of this 909-nucleotide messenger RNA. NCBI's taxonomy places the organism in Eukaryota, Viridiplantae, Streptophyta, Magnoliopsida, Alismatales, Araceae. The record is from the annotation of a GenBank genome assembly.
AUGGCCGCUCCAGAGUUGCAGGUAUGGGACAACGCCGCCUUCGACGACGGCCGGCCAUCGGGGCAGAAGGCUUCUCCCCCCCGGUACCCCUUCUCCCCGGCCGCCGCCGUCCGGCGACCGGACAGAGACCUUCGAGCCGCCGCCGGCGAGGAGAACCAGGCCCCGAGGCCGCCUCCGCCGGCGAAACCAUCCCCUUCCUCCAAGAACCCCGCGGUCUUCAUUGACGCAGAUAUCGAGAAGCUCGAGAGGGAGAUCGGCCAGCUGACCUCGAGACUAGAAGCUCUCCGUAUCAAGAAGAUGGGGAGAGAAAAGUUCUUGAAGCCGAAGCAUAUCUUCUCGUCGGAGGAGAAGAAAGGGGUAGCUGCGUUGGGGAAGAAGAUUCAGAGAUCUCCGGCGAGCCGCUCCGCUACAGCGCCAAGGCCGGCCGGCGGCCGGCGAUCCUUCACCACGAAGCUCCGAGGAAUUGGAGAAGACAAGAGAGAACAAGAGGAGGGGAUUCCUAGAUCGUCUCGUCGGCCGAUCGCCAUGAUGUCCAAGAGGAGAAUCGACUCACCGGCGAGAACAAGGACGACGAGCGUGGAGUUUCGGAGGAGGGGAAUCGGACUCAACGGCAGGGAAUUUUCCACGGCGGCCGGACCUCAGAAUCCCAGGCGGGGGACGCUCUUCCCGGAGCCGGAGAAGAAGAGGAGAGGAACUCCAGCUGAGGAGGAGCAGCGGAAGGGGUCGCCGCCGUCGAUCACGAGGUUCGCCGAGAGGCUACCGAGGAUCCGCACCACCACCGGCGGCGGCGCCGACGACGAGAGCCCUCGCAGCUCCGGCCGCGCGAAGAGAGCUUCCGAACUCACUGUGAGGGAGUCGUUCUUCGGCAACGUGACGGACGACGAGGCGCGGUGGGGUGCUUCGCCCUGA